UCCUUGCAGUCCAUUAUUUUUUUGCUCUACUUAUUGUGGUUGUCAGUGCAGACUGCUCCGACACGAUGAUGUCUCUGGGCAACACAUUGUUCGGGGAAGCUGAAAAUGGAAACGGGGGGAAACAGAGGACACUGUGUCCGUUUCACGGCUGUAAGCGGGUCUACACCGACACAAUCCUGGAGACUCACAUCAAGGACCAUGAGAUCCCGGCGGAGUCUCUUCCUGGAAAGGUUUUCCUUUGCUCCAGCAUCGGCUGCGGGGGUUCUUUCCCCAACAUGCUGAAGCUGAUGGAGCAUAUGAGGCAACAUCACAAACCCAACAUAUACUUCUUGUGUGAGAACUGUCGCACAAAGUUACGGACCUACAAAGGCCUCCUCACUCACCUGCACACCUGUUCAAAAGUGUCACAGGGCAAAACAAAGCUGCCUGAACCGAUGCCCCCCCCUCCAGCUGCUGCUGCUCCAACAGACCCGAGCAUGACCCCCACAGCCAUGGACCAGGACCCACCGCAGCUGGAGUCUGUGUCCUCAUCCCAGCAACUUCAAAUCCAAAACACGGACGGUUCCUUACCCGCUGCUGUUCCUCAAUCAGAGUCUGCUGCCCCCCCUCAUCUUGGUCCCCCAUUCUUGCCCAACCCAGACCCCUCCCCUCCCCAGCUUGCAGCCCAGCAGCUCACGGAUGCUGCUUUGCUGCCUCAGCUCAUAAACGAAGCCUCUGAUAUGCCUCCGUCUCUAAACCUUGAGGGGACAUCAGUGGUUCCUGACGCCCCUGAUACCCGGGGUCAAAACCAGGCACCAUCAGGAUCUCUUGAGCCUACCCAACCUGCUUCAGGAUCGUCUCCUCUGUCUCCUCCUCCUUCAGCUGUCUGGAGGAAAAAUCAAGCUCAAACCUCCAGCAGACGAGUCCUUUGGGAGCACACCAGAGGGCGCUACACGUGUUUGCAGUGCGGCCACACGGUAACCAACCGUAAAGACAUGAGUCAACACAUCAGCGCUCAGCACAGCGGGAACAAACCUGCAGAAGACACGGAGAGCUCUGCAGCCACGUCGUAAUGUGGAAGCAGAACGAUGCAAUGAACUUUUGGAAGCAAAUGUUUCUUUUUUGUUUUCCUCAAGAACUCAACUGUAAAUGAAAGUUUCUGUCAAACGCUCUGCAACAGGUUUUGUAUAAAUCCUCUCUCAGUGAAGAGCCGGCAGCUGUGCUUUAAAAGAAACAAAAAAACAUUACAAGUGACUUUUGAUCAAAUAUGAGACGGCUGUUUUGCUCUCUGCAACGUGUCCUAAAAUUGAUGAUACUUUCUCUUACCUUGAGAUAGUUAUUAACUCCAUCCACUCUUCUGCUUUUGUUUUAAAGAAACGUUUAUCAUGUUGUGUUUCUUCACGGUGAAUGUCAAACCCUAGGAAGUUGUUGCCGUUAGAUGUUUGAUCAGCAGACCCGUAAACACAGUUUGUAAAUCAAGGUAAGAACAGAAUUUGAGAUUUAGUAUCCAACACUAAUAGUACACAGUGCACUUAACUCGACUGGACAGCAGAUAAUAAACUCUCAGCUGACAUCAUG
Molecule: messenger RNA, 1557 nt
Organism: Labrus bergylta (ballan wrasse)
Lineage: Eukaryota; Metazoa; Chordata; Actinopteri; Labriformes; Labridae
Gene: znf414
Product: zinc finger protein 414
Source: RefSeq, a predicted model, not a curated record